CCAUAGGACAGCCGCAUGUUGCGUCACCACCAGCUGUGUGGAUUCAUGGAAUAAAGAUCCCGAUCUACUUCUGUCACAUGAAAUUUAUUAUACUGGACGUGCAGAAUAUAUAAAACAGAGCUGUUCUCGUCGACAAACACUUCGUUUCGAGCGUGGAGCGACCCAUGCCUUUGGAUAACACUGCGUUACUAUAUCGUACAGACUCCUGGAUUUAGACGGACGUGAAUCAUCUUCUGCUGUUUGUUUUUUAGGUAAAGGGAACUGAAAUGUCGAUUGAAAAACAAAGCGUGUCCGAGGAAAACCUUCAGGGUUCCUGGGUGGAGCUGCAUUUUAAUAAUGGAGGCGGCAGCAGUCCUAAAGGAGGAACGGAGGAACAGGCCACCGCCCCAAGUGGAGACCUGGAAAAGAUGCUUCUGGAUGCGCAGCACGAGUCAGGCAGGAGCAGCUCAAGAGGAAGCCUGCCAUGUGAUAGUCCUCCAAGAUCCCAGACUCCUUCACACUUGCGCAGGGGCUCCGAGGUCCACAGCUCUGGGGAAAAGAACAGCUCACAGUCAGAGGAAGACUAUUUGGAGAGGAGAAGAGAGGUGGAGAUCCUGAUGAAGAAAAAUGCAGACUGGAUCUGGGACUGGUCGAGCCGACCGGAAAACUUACCACCUAAGGAAUUUCUGCUGAGGCACCCGAAGCGUUCCAGCACACUCAGCAUGAGGAACACCAGUGUGAUGAAGAAGGGAGGAAUCUUCUCAGCAGAAUUCCUCAAAGUUUUCCUACCCUCGCUUGUCCUUUCGCACAUCCUUGCUGUGGGUCUCGGGGUGUACAUCGGAAGGCGUAUUACUACUUCUGGCACAUUUUGAGGGAGCAGGAAGGGCCAAGAAACAAGAAAAAUCUCAUAUAUACGCACAUCCACCAUCUCAGCUGCUUUGUCGUGAAUCAGUGCUCGUGUAGAUGCAGAUAGGACGAGGUCACGUGACACAUUUCCUCUCCCCGGUUGUGGGCCGCUCUCUAUCUUGCUUCUCCCUUGUGUAUUCCACUGGCCUUUCCCAUAGUUCCUCUCCCAAAUCGACAUGUAAUGCCAGUCCAUUCCAGGGCCGUCAGCGCAGGGAAGGCCACGCUAGACUUACGGGCACAUGCCUGAUAGAAUUAGAUGUAAUGCAUCCUCAGAAUUUUGUAUUUACUAGUAACAAGACUACUAAGAAUAUUAUGAGAGGAUCAUAAAGUAAGGGAUGAAAGAGGAAGGGACGAGUGGAGCACGAGAAGCUGGAUCUCCAGAGAUGUGAUGCUUGAAAACUUGAGACUGUGAAUUGAGAGUAUUUUUGACUUUCUACCCCAUAUCAAAACAGGGAUCAUAUCUAUCGAAUGCUAAAUCUCAACAUUUGCUGAUAUAACAAUGUCAAAGCACCAUUUUGCUGUAUCUUGAAGUUGUUUCUGCAUGUAUGAUGUUCCAGACACCAAAAACAGACCUUUGCUUUGGGAAUCAGGCUGUGCACAGUAUUAUACAGUAUAUGCUAGCAAAAAGUUGAGUACCAUAUCAACACUUAUCUGAAUGUCAGUUGAAAUCUCAAAUAAAUGUACAAUAUACAUCAAGCCUAACUUCAGGUUUCACUAAUGAUGUUGAAUUUCACCUUAGUGCUCACCUGAAUAGGAAUCACAGAUGUUCUUUCCAGAUGUUUAUCGGAACGGUCAGGGUUCCAGCCCAAAGAUUGCCUUAAAUAAAACUGUUAAUAAAUCAGGCAGGAGUAUAAGGGAAAUUGUGUACAUUUGUGCAUGUUUUGUAGUCUUUAAAAAUUGUAUUUGGUGUAUGUGUCAAUUUCAUAGUGGUUUUGUAUCAACAGAAAUAAAUGUCUGCCAACUAUUACACUUC
This is a messenger RNA of Ctenopharyngodon idella (grass carp), 1858 nucleotides long. RefSeq names its product BCL2 interacting protein 3 (gene bnip3). Lineage: Eukaryota; Metazoa; Chordata; Actinopteri; Cypriniformes; Xenocyprididae. Gene Ontology annotation, biological process: positive regulation of apoptotic process; mitochondrial outer membrane permeabilization. The transcript has 6 exons. The coding region runs from base 267 to 851 and encodes 194 amino acids. Gene Ontology annotation, cellular component: mitochondrial outer membrane; nucleus; mitochondrial envelope. The record is from RefSeq and is a predicted model, not a curated record.